Messenger RNA from Psylliodes chrysocephalus, 3102 nucleotides. The record is from the annotation of a GenBank genome assembly. Lineage: Eukaryota; Metazoa; Arthropoda; Insecta; Coleoptera; Chrysomelidae.
AUGAAGCAAAUAACCAUAUUUUUCUUCUUCAUCGGCUGCUACUAUUACGUCGUUGAAGCCAAUCUAUGUAGACGACCUGAUGUUGAACGUGUUCAUGUUUACAUCUACAGCAGCAUAGGCAAGGUGCCAGUACAAUUAAACAGAUGCCUUAUCCAAAACGCAAAUAACGCUUAUUCCGAUAUUACAAAUCAAUGCCUAAAUGCUACUAAAAAAGGCAUUUCCAAAACUCCACAAGAACAUGAACAAACAACACUUGUUGAAGAAUACAUCACCAAAGCUGAUUUGCCUUUAGAUGGUCAAGUAUGGGAGGUCCUCGAAAAACCUUUAAUCAAAUGCCCUGCAAAAGUACAUACAGUAUUUGAAGGAGAAGUAGACCUAUGGUUUUUUAAGAAACAAGAACUUACAUAUUUAUUUUAUUAUAACUCAAAAGGUGAUGAAGCUUUCUAUUUAACUCUAACAGAGAAAGAUAAAUGCCAAGAUAAUGAAGUUUGGUAUACUGAUGAAGGAUACAUAGUUUCUUUAAAAUCUCUUGAAUCAGAAAAAAUAACUGGUAACUAUUUCGCUACAAAAUCAAAGCAAAUAGUCGGUGAAGCUAUUCUUAAGAACUGCGACCUACGCUCUAUCAAUUUAUAUGAUUUUACCAAAAAAAUCGAUAUUGAUUAUUUAUAUGAUUCUCAUAACUUCUUUUUAUUCUUUAAAAAAUACCAAGAUGUCAUUAAACAAAGCGAAGAACAUAUUCUUGAGAUUGUUAACAAUGAAACUCUCUCUACUAUUGAAACAAUAAAUGGCAAACUGCAUGGAGAGACUGAUGCUUUAAGAACUCUUUUUAACAGAGUAAAUAAUGAAAUUUCAGAAAUUCGAAAAUCUCUGGAUACUGACGACGGUAAGGUAGAUAUGGAUAAACUUUCUAAACAAAUUGCGUCGCUUUUUGAAAAAAAUAAAGAAUUCGAUGAAAUUCAAAUACAACUUAUUCAAGCAAAUAAAAAACUAAACCAACAACUUAACUCAAAGAACUUAGAUUUGGAAAAACUUAUUGACAAAGUUGAACUGAUACAGACUGUUAUCAAUGGACAUAUUCCAGAUUUUAUUAGUAAAUCUGAGGUAAUAGAUAAACUGGAAGAAAUAGAAAUUAACUUUAAUCAACAAAUUAAAGAAUUAGCAGCUAAUGUUACGAGAGCUAUGUUAGACCACGAAGCCAGAGAAGCAAAGGCUAAAGCAGGUGUAAAAGGCGGAGUGAAAGGAGGAAGUAACGGAGUAAGACAAACUAGAUAUGAACUUGAGGAGUUUAUUAUUGAAAAACUAAAAUCUUACAAUGAAGAUCAAUGUGAAGCGGCCAUUAAAGGUUUAACCGAUAAAACAAAAGUAUUCUUGGACAUGUUAACAUAUGAAACUCAUACAAAUACAACAAUUGUAGAAGAAAGGAUAUUGAGGAAGAUUCAUGAACUAUCAUUAGAAAAUGAACCGCUUGUAAUUAAAUUGAAAGAAGUAGACGAGAAAAUUGUUGAAAUCUAUAAAGAAAUUGAAAGCAACAAAAAAAGUUUGAGCGACUUUAAAGAUGUAAGCGAAAAAGAUAUAGAGGCAUUAAAGAUAAAAGUUGACAAUCUGUUUAUAAAGGAAUCAAAGUUUGAGACAAUGAUUAAAGAAUUGGAAUAUUUAAUUAAUUCUAAAUUUCAAAAUAAACAAGAUUUUACUCCUGAAACUGAAAAACUGAAGAUAUGGGUAAAUGAAAAGUUGAAAUCAAGAGAUGAAAGAUUAGAUUCUCUUGAAAUUAUAACAGUUCAUUUGAAUGAGCACGUCAAAACUGAUUUUGUAGCAAUAGAAGAAAUAAAGAUAAAAAUCCUAGAUAUCAUUGAAGCCCUAAAGAAAUUCGACACAAUCAAAGGUGAUGUAUUGCAUGAAUUAGAAAAUAACUAUUCUCUUGUACAAAAUAAUAUAACAACACUUUAUCAGCUAUUGGAAGAACAGUCCCAAAUUCAAGCACAACAUUCCAAAACAGUAGAAAGUCAAAAAAACGCAGACAAAUCCCAAUUAGAAAAGUUAGUAGAUUCUCUCAAGGACAUAAUCAAUAACGUCAAAGUCGAUGUAGAUUCUAACUCCGAAAGAAUAUCUAGGAUAGUAGGUGAAGACUUGAAAGACGAUGACUCAUUUGAUGCAUUGAAGAAAGAGUUAAUUACUCAAGAAACUGAUUUAAAAGAAUUAGAAAACUUAGUUACUGAUCAAAAGGCAGAGUGCCAAAAUCAAAAUCAAAAGAAUAUCGGAAUUAUCAACAAUUUAAAAGAAAACAUCACGGAAUUGUAUGACAUUAUAAAGAAACAUGAAGAUACAAUUUUAAUCAUACAAAAACAAAAAGAAAAUGAAAAGAUGACGGAAAGUAGUUCUGAAGAAAGUAGUUCCGAGGAAGACAAUGUUAAAGGACAAACUAAAGGCAGUGGACAUGGAAAUGGACAUGGACAUGGAUAUGGAAAUGGACACGGACAUGGUCACCAUGGCUUUCCUUAUGGAUGGCAUAAAAGAUCCAAGAACAAUGAUUAUCUUUCCUCACAUGUAAAAACACAUUCACCUGAAGAAGCUAGCCAGAUGAACGAAGAUGUCUCUAUAAUUGUUCAACGACAAGAUGAAGAAAUUAAGAACUUAAAAAAUUUAAUAUCCGAUGCAACCUUAACCAUUAAAACUCAAGAUAAUAAAAUUAAACAUUUAGAAGAAAAAUUAGAAAAUGUUCUUCAAAAAGUUGAAAGUCUCGAUUAUUCUACUUCUCAUCACAUAAGAAAUAUUGUUGCAAAGACCGUAACACAACACGUAGAACUGGUGAGUCUUGAAACUGAACUGAAAUCUAGAAUUUCAAAAUGUUGCGGAAGCACCAAGUCCAAUGUUAAAACAGCCGGAGUUAAAACUGCUGGAGUUAAAACUGCGGCAGUUAAAACUUAUAAUGAACUUGAAGAAGAAGAAGAAGAAGAAGAAGAAGAAGAAGAAGAAGAAGAAGAAGAAGAAGAAGAAGAAGAAGAAGAAGAAGAAGACAAAAACAGUAAAAUAAAAAAAAAUAAAUUAAGAUUCUUACCUCAGUUUCCUCUUCAUGUCCUACAUCUGUUGAACGACUACCUCUAG